Messenger RNA from Fulvia fulva, 1266 nucleotides. Its product is annotated as Putative epoxide hydrolase. Gene Ontology annotation, biological process: epoxide metabolic process. The transcript has 4 exons. The record is from RefSeq and is a predicted model, not a curated record. The coding region runs from base 1 to 1266 and encodes 421 amino acids. Lineage: Eukaryota; Fungi; Ascomycota; Dothideomycetes; Mycosphaerellales; Mycosphaerellaceae. Gene Ontology annotation, molecular function: epoxide hydrolase activity.
AUGCUUCGAUGCGCUUCGAUCUGUCAUUGGCUCGCUUCGUGCAUCCUCGCAGUCUCGUCUAAAAGACUGCCUGGAGCGGACCGGAUGCACGACAAAUACCAUGUUCGGCCAUUCCACAUCGAUCUGUCUAGGGGCGUACCAAGAAUGCUCGAUCUUGUUCAGAAUACCCAUCUUCCUAAGGAACCAGAGUAUCCCGGCCUUGGAGACUCCGCUGGCAUUGAUCUUGACGUGUUGAAAGGCAUGCGGGAACAAUGGUUAACCACGUUUGACUGGAACAAGGAACAAGAGAGCCUGAACGAAUUCAAGCACUAUGCAGCCGUGAUCGAAGGCCUCACGAUUCACUUCAUCCACGAGACGUCGAAUGAACCUGGAGCAAUUCCCUUGAUACUGAAUCAUGGAUGGCCAGGGUCCUUUCUGGAAUUCGUCCCACUGAUCGAGGAUCUGAAAUCGCACGGUAAGACAUCGACAGGCAAGGACGUCUCUUUCCACGUUGUCAUACCAUCGUUGCCAGGCUUUGCCUUCUCCUCAGCUCCGCCAGUCAACUGGACUGUUCACGACACUGCAAGAGUGUACAACACUCUGAUGACAGAAGUGCUGGGCUACGAGACGUUCGCCACAUUUGGCACAGAUUGGGGAGGCGCUCCGUCAUACAGUCUUUACAACAACUUCAACAAGACGACUCGAGCAGCUCACUUCGCCUUCAUACCCUUUCUGCCUCUCACGUCAGAGCAGCUCGCAGUUAAGAACAUCACCCUUGAUCCUUUGGAGACUUUCGAGCAAGCAGGACUUGAAGCUUGGUAUGGCACCGGCAGUGCUUACUUGGAGGAGCAGACGACGAAGCCGAACACAAUUGGCCUUGCUCUCUACGACAAUCCUGUCGGCCAGCUUGCAUGGAUUGGCGAGAAGUUCAUCAACUGGUCCGAUCCGAGGCAAGGCACGGCUCCUUCAGUCGUGACGCACAACGAGAUCCUGCGCUCAGUCUCUUUGUACUACCUUACCAAGUCUUUUGUGUCCUCAGUCUUCAUAUACUUUCAAAACGCAGCGACCGGUUUCUCAGCCGACUACACUAAGGCGAAGACGGACGCACCCUUGCUUUUCAGCGCUUUCAAGUACAACGUCGCUUUUUGGCCUCCCGAGAUGGUGGCGAGAGUUGGGAACCUUGUCUACUACAAGAAUCAUGACUUUGGCGGACAUUUCCCAGGCGUCGAUAAUCCACCUGCGCUACUGGCAGACUUGAGGGAGAUUGGGACGCACUGGAGCGACUGA